AUGACAGACCAAGGAACGUGCUACUUAUUGCUUCCAUCGCCAAGGAACUCACUCCUUCCAGAUUUAGCGCACUAUCUAGGCUUAAAUAUUACUUUUAAGGACAACAAAGAUCCUCAUUAUCUUGAAACUUUUCCCCUUCAUAGAGCUCCAUCAUUUGAAUCAAAGGAUGGAUUUAAACUACAUGAAGCAAUGACAAUAUUAAAAUACUUUAUAUCGCUUCGGCCGGUGGAUUGCAAGUACAAUUUCUUUGGACACAGCAAGCGGGAAGAAGCUCAAGUUUGGCAAUGGGUAUCAUUCACAAACUCAGAUUGUAUAGUUGCAUUAGUUGAUUAUCUUGAUAAGCCAAUGACUCCAGAAGGAAAGAAAGCAGCAUGGAAGUGGUCCGAACAAAAUGCGCAAGAGUUCGAGAGACAACUAGAAACGACUCCCUAUCUCGUUGGAUCCGAAAAAACCUUAGCAGAUAUUUACGGUGUCCAACUCUUCAUAUGGGGUUUUCAGGUUUGUUGGUAUAAAGAUUGGUUGGCAAAACAUCCAGCCAUUGAAAAGUGGUUCCGGAAAAUCGUUGACAACGAUGAAAUUGUGUCUCGGACAUACAAAGGCUUUGGACCCGAAAAAUGA
Molecule: messenger RNA, 618 nt
Organism: Brettanomyces bruxellensis
Lineage: Eukaryota; Fungi; Ascomycota; Pichiomycetes; Pichiales; Pichiaceae
Exons: 1
Coding region: 1-618 (205 amino acids)
Biological process (GO): translational elongation
Cellular component (GO): cytoplasm; nucleus
Source: RefSeq, a predicted model, not a curated record